Molecule: messenger RNA, 5921 nt
Organism: Hypomesus transpacificus
Lineage: Eukaryota; Metazoa; Chordata; Actinopteri; Osmeriformes; Osmeridae
Gene: elna
Product: elastin a
Exons: 71
Coding region: 251-4333 (1360 amino acids)
Molecular function (GO): extracellular matrix structural constituent
Source: RefSeq, a predicted model, not a curated record
AGAGUCUGCUCUGUUGGCAGGAGUGACCAGAAUAAAAACAGCCACACCAGAUAUAGGAGAGGGAAAAAAGCAACGUGAUCCAUAGAAAGUCUUUGCCCUCUCCUAAUUACGUCUUGUCUCAUGUCGUUUUUCUACUUUUUUUUUUCUUUUUUUAAUCUUAAACGAAUUUAGCUUGCUGGGAAGGAGAAUAAGGAGCCAGAGGAGAAUAAAACCAGCCGAUAAGCUGAGGGGUGGUGUAUUUUGAAACGAGAUGGCUAACAGGAAGGUUCUAUCCCUCAUCCACAAAUUCUUCUUCCUAGUUCUGAUUCAACCCACAUUUCAAGGAGGUGUGUAUGUGCCGGCUGGGACUGGAAUCGAAGCUGGAGGUGCUAGACCAGGCGCUGGCCUCUAUCCAGGAGCUGCUGGUGUCCCAGCGGGAUACAAACCAGCAAAAACAGGAGGAGGCUAUGGAGGGCGAGGUGUUGGUACUGGCGGUCUAGUCCCUGGAGGUGUCGGGGCGGGUGGUUUAGGAGCUGGGGGGCUUGGAGUUGGGGCUGGUGGAAAGGCCCCCAAACCUGGCUAUGGAAACCUGGGGGCCGGUGGACUCGGGGCUGGGCCUUAUGGAGGAGCUGGUGGUCCCGCAUUAGGAGCAGGAGGCCAUGGAGGGGGAUACCCUCAAGCCCAGCCGGGCGGAUACCCUCAAGCCCAGCCUGGCGGAUACCCUCAAGCCCAGCCUGGAGCUGGUUAUGGUGGCUACGGGGGAUAUGGAGGCAGAGCUGGAGGAUUCUUCCCAGGGGCUGGAGCCGGCGGACAAAAGGGUCCCAAACCAGGUCAUGGAGGUAGUGUGCUGCCUGGAGGUGGUUUACAGCCAGGGUACGGUGGAGCAGGACUUCCUACUGGUGGACUGCAGCCAGGUCUAGGUGUAGGUGGCAAGGGUCCAAAACCACCCAAAGGAGGAGUUGGCACUGGAGGGACCGUGCUGGGUGGAGGUGGGGGGCCUGGGGGAGCAGGAGGAGGAGCUUCUGUUCCUGCAGGAGCACCAGUCUUUCCUCAGACUGGUUUACCUGGAGGAGGGCUUGGAGGGGCAGGGAAAAAAGCUUCAAAAGUGCCAGGUGUUGGUGUCCCUGGACUUUACCAAGGUGGAGUGGUGCCAGGAACAGGGUUUGGUGGUCGUGGGGUUCUGCCUGGAGUGGCAACUGGGACUGGCCUCAACACAAAAUCAUUGCCUGGUGGUGGGCAGGGUGGUCCGGGAGGGACAGGAUAUGGGUACGGAGGACAAAUGCAACCAGGAGUGUUCCAUGGAUAUCCACUCAAAUCACCCAAAGCACAAGGAGGCUAUGGAGCAAAACCUGGAGGAGGCAAACUUCCCUUUGGUUAUGGGGGCUUUGGUGGUGGAGUAGGUCUUCCAGGAGGAAAAGGAGGUCCUGGGUCCAGGCCUGGCUACCCUGUUGGAACUGGGGUGGGAACACAAGGUAUCUCCCAGGCGCAGGCUAAAGCUGCUAAAUAUGGUGGCCCAGGUGGUGGAGUUCAAGGAGGAGUUCAAGGUGGACCAUGGGGUGGAGUCUUGCCAGGAGCUGGAGUGGUGGCUGGAGGAGCGGGAGGAUUACCUGGGGCAGGGCAAGGAGCUGGAGGAUAUUCUGCUGCGGCAAAAGCUGCAAAAUAUGGUGUCCCUGGGGGAGCAGGCACUGGGACCCUGGGUGGUUAUGGUGGAGUAUUACCUGGAGGGUACGGAGGUGGUGGGAUACCCUCCAGGUUUGGUGUCCCAGGUGGUGCCGGACAGGGGGGCUUUGGAGGGGUCCCAGGUGGUGCCGGACAGGGGGGCUUUGGAGGGGUCCCAGGUGGUGCCGGACAGGGGGGCUUUGGAGGGGUCCCAGGUGGUGCCGGACAGGGGGGCUUUGGAGGGGUCCCAGGUGGUGCCGGACAGGGGGGCUUUGGAGGGGUGCCAGCGGGGGCUGGGGUUAAACCUCCCAAAUAUGGAGUUCCUGGGGGAGCAGGGGCAGGGCUAGGUGCUGGAGGACUGGGAGGAGCAGGGGUUCCUGGUGGAGCUGGAGGAUACCCAGGUGGUGCUAAGGCUUUAAAAUAUGGGCCAGGUGGAGCAGGUGGAAUCCCAGGUGGGGGGGCUGCUGCGGGGACAGGAUGGGUACCUGGGACUAUCCCGGGAUACGGAUCCUACGCUGGUGGUGCAGGUGCUGCCAAGCCUCCUAAAUAUGGUGUACCAGGAGGGGCUGGUGGAGCGGGGGCGGUGCCAGGGGGGCUUCCCGGGGGUGGAUACGGAGGCUAUGGUUAUGGUGCUGGUGCUGGAGCAAAACCACCUAAGUAUGGAGUCCCUGGAGGUGCAGGAGCUGGUCCAGGUGUUGGAGGAGUGGGAGGGGCAGGAGGGCUUGUCCCAGGAGCUGGAGGAUACUCAGCGGCUGCCAAAGCUGCUAAAUAUGGAGUUCCUGGGGGAGCAGGGGCAGGGGCAGGGCCAGGUGCUGGAGGACUGGGAGGAGCAGGAGGGCUUGUACCAGGAGCUGGAGGAUAUUCAGCUGCUGCCAAAGCUGCUAAAUAUGGAGUUCCUGGGGGAGCAGGGGCAGGUCCAGGUGCUGGAGGACUGGGAGGAGCAGGAGGGCUUAUACCAGGAGCUGGAGGAUAUUCAGCGGCUGCCAAAGCUGCUAAAUAUGGAGUUCCUGGGGGAGCAGGGGCAGGGCCAGGUGCUGGAGGACUGGGAGGAGUAGGAGGGCUUGUACCAGGAGCUGGAGGAUAUUCAGCUGCUGCCAAAGCUGCUAAAUAUGGAGUUCCUGGGGGAGCAGGGGCAGGGCCAGGUGCUGGAGGACUGGGAGGAGCAGGAGGGCUUGUACCAGGAGCUGGAGGAUAUUCAGCUGCUGCCAAAGCUGCUAAAUAUGGAGUUCCUGGGGGAGCAGGGGCAGGGCCAGGUGCUGGAGGAUUGGGAGGAGUAGGAGGGCUUAUACCAGGAGCUGGAGGAUAUUCAGCGGCUGCCAAAGCUGCUAAAUAUGGAGUUCCUGGGGGAGCAGGGGCAGGGCCAGGUGCUGGAGGACUGGGAGGAGUAGGAGGGCUUGUACCAGGAGCUGGAGGAUAUUCAGCUGCUGCCAAAGCUGCUAAAUAUGGAGUUCCUGGGGGAGCAGGGGCAGGGCCAGGUGCUGGAGGACUGGGAGGAGCAGGAGGGCUUGUACCAGGAGCUGGAGCUGCUGCCAAAGCUGGCAAAUAUGGAUAUUCUGCUGCAGCCAAAGCUGCUAAGUAUGGUGUUCCAGGAGGAGCAGGGCUAGGGCCAGGAGCUGGAGGACUGGAAGGAGCAGGAGUGGUUCCAGGGGCAGGAGCUGGAGGAUAUCCUGGUGGAGUCAAACCGCCCAAAUAUGGCGUGCCAGUGGCCACACCUGGGGCAGGUGUGGGUGGUGGUCCAGGUGAAACUGCUGGGGGUGCACCAACUGGCACAGGAGUCCCUUUUGCUGGUAAACCAGAUACAAUUCCAAGUCCAGAACCUUCUGUGCCUAAGCCAGGACCCGCACCUAUUGCCUCAAAUGGCACGGCCCCAGAGGCCCCAGAGCCCAGUGUCCAACCUGGUGUUGGUGCUGGAGUUCUUCAACCAAGUGCUGGAACAAGUGUUGGCGGCACAGGAGUUGCAGCCCCCACUGUUGUUGGUACCACAGGCCAGGGCCAGCCUAUUGCCACAGGAGUGCAGCAACCUGGUGGUGUAGGUGUUGGUACAGGUGGGAAAGCACCUAAACCACCAGGAGCAGGGGGAUACCCGUAUCGGGGAUACCCAAAUCUUGGUCAAGGUUAUUAUGGACAGGGUGCUGGAGGACACCCAUAUGGUGGCUAUGGGGGUCCCUAUUACGGUGCUGGUGCUGGAGCUGGUGUUGGUGCUGGUACCGGAGCUGGCACACUUCCUGGUGCCAAGCCCCUGAAACCUCCAGUGGGCGGAGCAGGGGGUGUCCCAGGAGGAGCAGGGGGGGUCCCAGGAGGAGCAGGCAUUCCACUGACAGCUGGAGGUGGGACAGGAGGAUACCCGUAUGGUCAAGGUUAUUAUGGACAGGGUGCAGCAUAUCCUGCUGGUGUUGGCCUGGGAGCAGGAACUGCAGCUGGAGCAGGGGGUAAACCACCCAAACCAGGCUAUGGUAAUCUGGGUGCUGCUGGUGGAUACCAACCAGGGGCAGGGGUAGUACCAGGUUACGGCGGAGGCUACCCUCAACAAGCAUUCCCAGGGUAUGGUGCCGGUGCUACAGCUCCUCUGACUCCUCAACAAGCCAAAGCUGCCAAAUAUGGACCACUCCAAAGCUUUCUAGGAGGUGCUGGAGGAGGAGGCUAUCGAGGAGGAGUUCCUGGAUGCCAAGGCAAAUACUGUGGGAGGAGGAAGUAGAACAUCUCUCGUGAUGCAAAGUGACCUCAAGCAGCAUUGGUGCUACUGCAUGAUCUAGAAUGUACAUUUUAAAUGCAAAACUCCCCCAUUGGUAUGGAAAGAUAUUUCAUUCUUAUUUGACAUAAGCAUUUUUUUAAUACAAAACUACCAACCCAGACUUUGUGCACACGUUGGAUGUGAUUUAGAUUGUGCCUUUAUCAUUAUAAUAGUUGUUCAUCGGCUCUUAUAAUGUUUGUCAUGCUCCCCAUUCAGUAGUACUCUACAGAGUCCUCCUAUAUUUACCACCUUGUAUGUGGGGUUAUAGGACAAAGUGUAUAUCUGUAUGUUGUGUGCUUGUAUGUGGGUGUGUGUGUUUCCAUUGAUAUUGCGAGAAUGUGAACAAAUCCCUUCCUUUACUUGACUGUGCCAGCAGGCAGCGAGGUUCUCUGUGUGCAGACAGUUGUCAUUUUAAAACUCUGUAACACUGUACAUAUGGCAUGUUCCAAUGUUAACGAUUCAUGAUACUAAUAAUUCAAAGGGUUGAGCUCCCAGAAGCAUGUAAAAGUAUUGACAAACUUUGGCCACUUUCAGGACUGCCUCUGGAUCCAUAUUAUGACUGCUGCUAUUUCUAGCCCUGGGUAGAUUUCAGCAGGGAGAGUGGGUAGUUUUCAUGCUGCCCAUCUGCUACCAAUAACUUUGCCAAUUUUCAUUUUGAGGGCCACAGUAAAGUAUUCCUCAGCACCUUACCUCCAUGUUUCCAAACUUGUAGAGUAUGAAGAGCUUUACAGCUUUGAACAUGGUAAGCUGAUGACAAUCCAAAUGUGUUCGAUAACACAUUCAUCAUGUAGGUUCUGUGUAAUGAUCCAUAUAGUGUUGGUCUUCACUCCAUUUCUUUAGUGUUUUUAGUUCAAAGUAUGUCACAGUAAAAAUAAAUAAAAAGUAACUAAGAUGUUGCUUGUACAUUAUGUAUGUAUGAAGUGCCAAUGUAUUUUUGGCUACAGUAUGUUAGUCAGAUUAUAUCUUUAGUCAUUGUAGUUUCCCAUACUGUAAUUUGUCUCAUUACAAUUUGAAAGGUAUUUGUACCAUUCAAUACUUACAAAGUUAUCAUCACGACUUCUCUAAAAUAUGACAAAAACAGUCAUGAUGAUUUUUUGACAUGCUUUCCAUAUGCAUUUAUUCAUUGUUGAGAACUGUAAUACUGUAUAACAGCUUUUUGUGUGAGUUUGUGUGUAGGCUAUAGUCUACAUGAUGUAGGGGUGAGCUUCAAUGGGAUUGAAUUCGUUUAUAUUGAAGAAAGCCCACUGACCAAAAAUAUAUCUGAUUUGUUACAAAAUUCUCCCACGUCUUUCCUGUAUGUGUACUGUAUUUUUAUUUCUCACUCGCUUCAGUUCUUAUAAUCGGUGCUGUUGAUGAACUGCCUGUGAGCCGUACUGGUUUCGAUCGUGUCCUCUGUGCCGUGGGACAUUAUUCAUCUUAUUUAAACAAAAAGGAGGAAUUGUGGGGGUUUGCACUUUUUAUUUUCCACGACGCACAUGUGACAAAUUUCCGGAAAAUCCUGGCAUUUAUUUGCUUAAUUGAAUAACAAAAUAAAAUGUUUAAGGAAAAUAUA